UGCGACUGUAAAUUUUAGAAAGUCGCGUGUGUUUCGGUUAUCUUACUUAAACUACAUAAUGAAGUAUUGUGUUUAAUUUUAAUUACGGAUAAUUUGUCAACAUAUUUAGUCCAGGCCUGCAUAUUGAUUCUACUUCAUACCAGUGAUUGGUGAUUACAAGACAACGCGACAACCACCCACAGAGGUUAUCGUACAUUAGUCAUUCUGCGCUUGCGACUCAAAGAACGAAGUUAGUCGUGACAUUAUGCGAGAAAUCGGGUAAUAUGCGUCUGGUGUUUUUAGUGUUUCCAUUUUGUUUGAGUGUUAGUUUAACGUACGAUAUGAUUGUGGGGGAUACAGUGCACAAGAAAAUGGUGUUUCACCAGAGGGUGAAAGAUUUUGCAAUACCCUUCAAGAAAAGAAUAAAGACGCUGAGUUAUAGUGACUCGGAGAAAAGAAUUAUUAAGGGAAUAGCAACAAUAGACAAUGACUUUUCACAUGCCAGUGCAAACGUAACAGAAGGUGGUGUCGGAUAUUCAUACGUUACCGUCAGAAUGAAGAGUCAAAGAAGCCAUCCCCUUAAUUUUGAAGUAGAAAUAUAUGUAUGAAGAAGAAAACUACCCAUCAUGUUUUCAACUUUUAGGCAGAUCCAAAUCGUAUUUAGUUUUGAUCUGGGCCCGCCAUUAUCAUAGUGUAUUCCCGAUUGCAUUAGCUGUAUGGUUUUGAUCGAAUGGAAUCUACUCAAUCUACUUCCGUGGACUUCGUAGAAGAUCACUAAAAGACAAAAGCACUAACAAUUUAUGCUUCAAAAAAUUCUAAGAUAGGUUGGCAGGCAGCCGACUACAAAAACUUUCAAAAUCUUUUUUCCGAUGUAUAAAGUACCUAUCACUUAAAUGCUCUUUUGUGAACUUCGACCUUCAAAACCUAUGGAUGAGAGAAACGGGAAAUACACUAUGUGUAAUGAAAGAAAGAAUAUUUUGAUGCAAAUCUUUCUAAAGUUCCAUUAUAAUCUUAACUAAUAGGGCAGCUAUUCUGGAAUGUAAAAUGUACUGUCGUAUCGCAAGAAAUUAUUAUGGAACAGGUUUGAUUGAAUAUUAAUUGUUUGCAAUAAAAAUUAAUAUGACGAAAUGUGAUGUAGCAACUAAGUUUUACGUAAAGAUAUUGAGAAUUAAUGUCGCGUGCGACUGUGUGACCUCUAUUCUAAUGACAUAAUUAAUUAAUUUAAUAGUGACUUUAUGCCAAAAAAAAAAUUAAUAAAUAAAUCUAAUUGAGUGAAGAAAUAAGCAUUCGUUAUUCUUUAAGAGUAGGAACGCUGGACAGAAUAAGAAAAUGUAAUGUUAUUAUGAACUAGCAGAUACCAUAGAAUUUUUCAAUAUAAAAAAUAACCGUAUAAUAGAAAUAAAAAAUAAAUUAGUAAUUAUUUAAUUUUAGGUUUAUCAAAGCUUAUUAUUUUGUGUUAUUGUGAUGUUUAUAAUACAUUAGAAUUCUUGUUAUUUUCAAAUUACAUAUCAAACGUAAAUAUAAAUCAAACGUUAGAAGAAACAUUUUUUAGAAGUAAGUUAUAAUUUAUCUGAUACUUUAAAUUUAAAAGAUUUUAUGAUCCAAAGUUAAAUAAUAUGGUUUAUUCUAAAUAAUAACAUGAAGGAAUAAAUAAUUUAAUUAUUUUAAUACCUAGCUAACUAUGGAUUAUGAAUGAAGAAUAAGUUUAGAAUUAUUUAAAUGCAUUAUUGCACAACAAAUAUAAGUGUAAAUAAUAAUAAGUCAUGUAAAUAUUCAACCGCGGUUAUAAAAAAUAAAUAGAUAGGUAAGUACUAAUUAUAUAUAAUAAUUUAAUUUCUUUGUUAUAAUUUUUACUGUUAUAAAUAAACGACAAUAUAAAUUGUUCAUCAUAAGUAAUAAAAAAUAAUGUAAACAUUCA
Amyelois transitella is the source of this 1897-nucleotide messenger RNA. RefSeq lists its product as uncharacterized. The transcript is spliced from 2 exons. NCBI's taxonomy places the organism in Eukaryota, Metazoa, Arthropoda, Insecta, Lepidoptera, Pyralidae. The record is from RefSeq and is a predicted model, not a curated record. Bases 264 to 587 code for a protein of 107 amino acids.